Ornithodoros turicata is the source of this 645-nucleotide messenger RNA. RefSeq lists its product as uncharacterized. The transcript has a single exon. The record is from RefSeq and is a predicted model, not a curated record. Bases 1 to 645 code for a protein of 214 amino acids. NCBI's taxonomy places the organism in Eukaryota, Metazoa, Arthropoda, Arachnida, Ixodida, Argasidae.
AUGUCCCACGACGAACCCUCAGCCAGUUCAGUCCCACAGCCUUCGCUGUCCGCUGUUGCUGUCAAACUUCCGCAAUACUUCGACCGAAACCCCGGGGUAUGGUACAUCCAGGCGGAAGCCCAAUUCAGCCUCGCCGGCGUCACAUCCCAUCAGACAAAAUUCUACUACGUCAUCUCUGCCCUUACUCCAACCGCAGCAGACGAGGUAUAUGACGUUCUAGCUACCCCGUCCCCCGCAACACCGUACGACCAACUCAAGAAAGCCCUCCUCCAGCGCACAACAGCUUCCAGCCGCUCGCGUUUACAACAGCUCCUCUCGGCCGAGGAGCUGGGAGAUCGACGUCCCACCCAGCUUUUACGGCGCAUGCGGCAAUUGCUCGGAGACAAUUCUGCGUUCAUGGACGACACUCUGCUCCGUGAGCUUUUUCUUCAACGCCUGCCACAAAAUGUGCAGAUGGUCCUGGCCACAGCUUCCAACAUGACACUGGACCAAUUGGCUACACUCGCUGACGCCGUUGUUGAGGUGGCGAGUCCAUCUCCCGCCAUAACCGCGGUGUCACUGCUUCCACCUGAUGUCCGCAGCCACAACAAUGCUGCUUCGCAGAUCGCGCCAAGCACCUCCCAUUCUCAGGUUGACGACCUCUGA